Molecule: messenger RNA, 771 nt
Organism: Dentiscutata erythropus
Lineage: Eukaryota; Fungi; Glomeromycota; Glomeromycetes; Diversisporales; Gigasporaceae
Source: the annotation of a GenBank genome assembly
AUGUCCCCUCCACGUAAAUCAAGUGGAAAUCCAGAAUGCCCUCAAUGCGGUAAACUUUUUAAAGAUAUCAACGGACAUGUUAGAAUGAUACAUAAAACAACAUUAAGUUUAUUAAAACAAAGAAAAAGAAAUUAUCAAAAUUAUAACGAAGAUCGAACUAAACAAGAAAGAAGAAAUGAUAGAUUAUAUAAUAAAACCCAAAUGAUUAAAAAAAUUGAUGGAUAUUUGAGGAUUCUCUAUAGUCAAAACGCCAAUCGCUUAAGAGAAUCUGCCAGAGCUGUGAAUGAUGACGAUCUUUCAAUUUUUCAAUCAAUUUAUUCAGAUUUUAGUAAUAUAAAAAAAAAGAGUGAUGAAGAAAUUAAAAUGUGUGAAGUCACGAACCUGAACUUGGUCAAUAGAGAAAAGAGUGACUUGAUUAAAAACUUAAAAGCUAAAAUUGAAGAUUUAAUAAGUGAGACUGAAUUAUUAAGAGAUAACUUUAGGUUAGCGGAUGCCGAAAGGAGCCAAAACACAAUAAGAAUGAAUAAUGAACUAGCUAAAAGAGAUUAUGCGAAAAGAAAAUGUACAACUUUAGUAGCACAACAUGAAAGCGAGCUAAGAAAAAGAGACAAAAGAGAAACUGAUCUUUAUUCACAAACUGAUCUUUUAAAAAACAGGGUCAAGUACUUAGAAUUACUGUUAGGUAAUGAGAGUUCAAUUUUCUUAGAGAUGAAUCAUUCUAAUGUUAUGAUUACUGAUACUCAGAGAACAAUUGAUGAUAGUGAUUGUUAA